Molecule: messenger RNA, 526 nt
Organism: Epinephelus lanceolatus (giant grouper)
Lineage: Eukaryota; Metazoa; Chordata; Actinopteri; Perciformes; Serranidae
Source: RefSeq, a predicted model, not a curated record
AAAGGAGGAGCUUCAAAAGAGCUCCCAUCUUCUCCCCACUUCUCUUCUCACACGGCUGAUUUGAAGUCUGGUAUUAUUUACACUCACGAUGCAGCUCUUUGGACCUCUGAUCUUCCUUGUGACUCUGUCUGCAGCGUUUGGGUUGAGAUGCCACUCAUGUUCAGGCAAAUCCUGCACCGGCCCAAUGACUUGUCCUCAAGGCGUUGACCGUUGUGCCAUCGCUGAAUCUAACGGUGCUGUUGUUAAGAACUGCAUGCUCAGUGCUCUCUGCGUUAGUCCCAUAAAGUGCUGUGAGACGGACUUGUGUAACAGCGCCACACCCACUGGUUCCAGUGUCCUCCUCCUGCUGGUAUCCUCAGGCAUCAUCACACUCUUUCUCUGAGGCUCAGGAGCAGCUCCAGCUGAAGAAUAUUUGUCUUCUGUCUUACCCAGUUUGUAACUUGUUAAGAGUAGACACAUUUUCAAUAUGUAAAAGCUGCAAAUGACUGCAGAUAAAAGCUGGUCCAAUAAAAACAUAAUACAGUUA